AUGCGUCUUCGCCUACAGCCUCACAGGAGACCACAAGGUAAGCGACCCCCAGGUAAGCUGAAUGUUGCUUUGUUGUCUUUGCCUGCUCACCGUCUCCAUUUCAGCAAUGAGCUAGCUCAACGGCUAGACAACCUUCCUAUCGCUGCCGCCGCCGCCGCUGCCGAGAACGCCUCCGUGGAGAACCGUUGGUGUCAACUGCGAGACACGGUCCAGUCGACGGCGCUCGCCGUCCUCGGUCGCGCUCCCAGCCAACACCAGGACUGGUUCGACGACAACGACACCGCCAUCAGAAAUCUGCUUGCUGAGAAGAACCGCCUACACAAAGCCUACGUAGAUCACCCCACUGAUGCCACCAACGCUGCCUUCUACCGCAGUCGCCGCCAGAUCCAGCAAUGACUGCGCCAGAUGCAGGACGCCUGGACUGCUCGCAAAGCUGAGGAGAUCCAAGGGUACGCAGACCGCAACGAAUGAAAGAACUUCUUCUCUGCGAUCAAAGCUGUCUACGGUCCGCCGACGAAGGGCACUGCUCCUCUCCUCAGCGCCGACGGCAGUACUCUUUUGACUGAGAAAACGCAAAUCCUGCAGCGAUGGGCCGAGCAUUUUCGAGGCGUCCUCAACCGCCCUUCCGUCAUCUCCGACGCCGCCAUCGACCGCUUGCCGCAAGUGGAGACCAACGCGGACCUCGACCUCCCGCCAUCUCUCCAGGAAACCAUCAGGGCCGUGCAGCAGCUCUCUAGCGGGAAAGCACCCGGAUCGGACGCAAUCCCUGCUGAGGUCUACAAGCACGGAGUUCCCCUACUGAUGGAUCACCUGACUGCGCUCUUCCAGGAGACGUGGCGUCAAGGUGAAGUCCCGCAAGAUUUCAAGGACGCAACUAUCGUGCACCUAUACAAGCGAAAAGGGAAUCGCCAAGUCUGCGACAACCACCGCGGCAUCUCCCUACUGAACAUCGUCGGGAAGAUCUUCGCUCGCAUCCUGCUCAACCGCCUCAACAACCAUCUGGAACAGGGCCUUCUGCCGGAAAGCCAAUGCGGCUUCCGUCGUCAUUGUGGGACCACGGAUAGGAUCUUCGCCGCCCACCAACUUCAGGAGAAGUGCCAGGAGAUUCGGACACACCUGUACUCUACCUUCGUGGACCUGACGAAAGCCUUCGACACGGUGAAUCGUGAAUGA
This is a messenger RNA of Spirometra erinaceieuropaei, 1173 nucleotides long. NCBI's taxonomy places the organism in Eukaryota, Metazoa, Platyhelminthes, Cestoda, Diphyllobothriidea, Diphyllobothriidae. The record is from the annotation of a GenBank genome assembly.